GGCAGCACGUUGAGGAACCCACAGCUCUAAUCAAUGUCGACCAAGCUAAGGUUGGAGGGUAAGGUAGCCAUAGUAACCGGAGGAGCCAGUGGGAUCGGAAAAGAGUCGGUGCAGUUAUUCGCGGAAAACGGAGCAUCGGUGGUCAUAGCAGACAUCCAAGACGAACUGGGUCACCAACUCGCAGCUUCGUUGGCCCCACAUAAAGUGAGCUACCAUCACUGUGAUGUGAGCGACGAGAAACAGGUGGAGCAAACUACAGCUUUCGCCGUCGACAAAUACGGCCGCCUCGACGUCAUGUUUAGCAACGCCGGCGUCGUAGGCUCCAUGGAAGACAUACUGAACCUAGACCUCAAGGCAUUUGACAAAACCAUGGCCAUCAACGUCCGCGGCGUGGCUGCCACCAUCAAGCAAGCGGCUCGAGCCAUGGUGGCUCAUAACAUCCGUGGCUCCAUCAUCUGCACGGCCAGCGUGGCUGGUUGUGUGGCCGGAUGCGCUCCCCAUGAUUACACCGCAUCGAAGCAUGCUCUGGUGGGCCUCGUCCGCUCUGCUUGCUGCGAGCUCGGAGCUUAUGGGAUCAGAGUGAACUGCGUGGCGCCAUAUGCUGUCGCCACCCCUCUCGUAUGUGAAGCGCUUGAAAAGGGGGUAGAUGAAACCGAAGCCCUUGCCGAUUCUUGCGCUAACAUGAAGGGUAUUUCAUUGAAGGCUUCCCAUGUUGCUGAGGCUGCCCUCUUUCUUGCUUCGGAUGAAUCUGUGUAUAUCAGUGGACAUAAUCUGGUCAUCGAUGGAGGCUUCACUGUCAUUAGUCGCUUCCCUUGAUUUCUUGAGAACUUUCAUGAAACGUUGGCUUUUUGCCUCUGUGAUUGAUGUGUUGAAGGUGUGGGAGAAGAGUGUGUGAGUGAAGUAUAUUUAAAUAAGGUCUUUAUCUCUCAUUAUUUCUAGAAUUUGGGGUUAGCUGUCUUCCCAAAAGAGUUAAUGUUUAUAUACAUCGACUGCCCUAUCAUGGUCGAUGCAUUAUAUUCAUCCUCCUAACCAAUUGUUGUGCUUCAA
Neltuma alba is the source of this 1047-nucleotide messenger RNA. Its product is annotated as short-chain dehydrogenase reductase 3b-like. The record is from RefSeq and is a predicted model, not a curated record. NCBI's taxonomy places the organism in Eukaryota, Viridiplantae, Streptophyta, Magnoliopsida, Fabales, Fabaceae. The coding region runs from base 34 to 816 and encodes 260 amino acids. The transcript has 2 exons.